AUGGCUUUCAACAACAGGAUCUCUUCAUUUGGCUCCACGGACAGUGGCUAUGAGAGUGGAAUUGUCGAGGUCUUCGGUGAACCUUCUUGCCCAGUCAUCAAGAACCCCGAGCAAGCGAAAGAGAUCGCAAGACAUCGGCAACACCUCAUGGCUUCUGAAUUAUCAAGACAAGACGCAGACGAAUACCAACAAGAUAUGCUUGAGCAUAUGCUGAAGAUGGCCGUUGAAACGACGCCCGAUGUCGAUGCAAUUGAUAUUCAGACAGAGAUUCAAUGGUUCAUGCGACCAUAUCUCCUCGACUUCCUCGUCGAAGCCCACUCAGCCUUUCAAUUACUUCCCGAGACCUUGUUUCUCACCAUCAACCUUCUCGACCGCUACUGUUCCAAGAGAGUCGUUUACAAACGUCAUUACCAACUGGUUGGUUGCGCUGCCCUCCUUAUUGCCGCCAAGUAUGGAGACAAGAAAGAGAAGGUUCCCACCAUCAAGGAGUUGAAGUCGAUGUGCUGUUCGCUCUACGACGAUGACAUGUUCUUGCAAAUGGAAUGGCAUGUUUUGUCCACCCUGGGCUGGGCCAUUGGUCAUCCCACUGUCGACAGCUUCAUGCGUUUGGCAGUCAAGGACAAUGUCUACGAUCCGGAGACCGAGAGUCUGACUCUCUACAUUCUUGAAAUUGCCCUCUACCACCGAGAUUUCGUGUCAAAGCAGUCCUCGACUCUUGCUCUCUCAGCUCUUGUCCUGGCACGACACAUUCUGGGCCGGCCUCAAGCGCGUGCCGCCGAAUUUGGCUCUCAUUUCUGCAGCACCACUGUCAUGGAACUGUUACAGAAAGUGCACGAACCCUCUAGCAUCUUGGCUCGCAAAUAUGCCUCGGUUCGUUAUUCUGGCGUUUCUCGCGUCCUGACCAACUUCCUUGCUCAGAAGGCUGCCAUGUCUGCUCCAGCGCGGACACCACUGACACCUACCUAUGAGCUCACUCCGCCCUCCACCACUGCUAAGCCGGCAGGACCAGAAUAUUUCCAAACACUCGCUACACCUCAGAAGCCUCAAUUCCCCUCUGUGGUUCAGCAUGGUCUCUACACACCUCCCAUCACCCCCGAAGGAGAAAUGUUCGGUGUGACUCAAAAGAUCUUCAGUGCACCAAACCAAUACGCCCCUCCCACUCCCACUCCUAAUACAGCGGGCCAACAAAUUAUCUCUCAAUACUCAUCCUCGAUUCAGCAGUGGAACGGCGAAACCUUUUAA
Molecule: messenger RNA, 1242 nt
Organism: Rhinocladiella mackenziei CBS 650.93
Lineage: Eukaryota; Fungi; Ascomycota; Eurotiomycetes; Chaetothyriales; Herpotrichiellaceae
Exons: 2
Coding region: 1-1242 (413 amino acids)
Biological process (GO): regulation of cyclin-dependent protein serine/threonine kinase activity; mitotic cell cycle phase transition
Cellular component (GO): cytoplasm; nucleus; cyclin-dependent protein kinase holoenzyme complex
Molecular function (GO): cyclin-dependent protein serine/threonine kinase regulator activity
Source: RefSeq, a predicted model, not a curated record